Dicentrarchus labrax (European seabass) is the source of this 1516-nucleotide messenger RNA. It is a transcript of the gene tyw2, whose product is annotated as tRNA methyltransferase 12 homolog. Gene Ontology annotation, cellular component: cytoplasm. The coding region runs from base 131 to 1357 and encodes 408 amino acids. The record is from RefSeq and is a predicted model, not a curated record. Gene Ontology annotation, molecular function: tRNA methyltransferase activity. NCBI's taxonomy places the organism in Eukaryota, Metazoa, Chordata, Actinopteri, Moronidae. Gene Ontology annotation, biological process: tRNA methylation. The transcript is spliced from 7 exons.
UAGAAACGCGUUGUGUGUUGUUGUUGUUGCUGGUGCGGAGCUGCCGAGUACCUGUAACUUCUGUGUAGACUAAAUUAGCGCUUUUGAACCGUAAAACAUAAACCCAGUAGAGGUGUUUGUUCGGUGGUAAAUGGACGGUGUCCCCUGCCUUCGUGUUUCUCAUUGUCAUGCACAACAGCUCAGGAAAUGUCUGCAGUCCAAAGGAAGUCUGGACCUGAGUUUGUGCUUACUGAAAGACUCAGAUGAGACAGUCCUUCUGCCCAUCUUACCAUCCUGUCUGUCGCAGCUCGAUCUGCAAUCUCUCAGAUCCAUGGUGUCUUCAGACAGUGCUUGUGAAAUAGUUUGGAGUCAGGUUAUUAAAUCUCCUCUGCGGUCAAAGAAGGAGAGAGGACGGAGAUGUGGAAAUAAACUAGAGAAAAUCCUCCAGGAGCUGUUGGAAGCUCAUGGUAAAAGAUGGACGGAGGAGCUGCGGGGGGACCUCCCUCGCAGCUUUCAGAGGCAUGGAGACCUAGUCCUGAUGGGAGACAACUGUUUAUCCCUGCCACUGUGGAAGAAAAUGGAUCCACAGCUUUGGAGUACAGUAGCCAAAGGACUGGGGGCAAAGCGUCUGGCAAGGAUGAGCCGAAUAUCCAGGGAUGGGUUUAGGUCUCCCGUGGUCACCAUGCUGUUAGGAGACCACAGCUGGGUCAAACAUGUGGACAAUAGGAUUACGUAUGAGUUUGAUGUAACCAAAUCCAUGUUCUCGGCUGGAAACAUAACAGAGAAGCUCCGGGUGGCUGGAUUUGACUGCAGAGGGGAGACUGUGGUGGAUUUAUAUGCAGGUAUUGGAUACUUCACUCUCCCUUAUCUGGUUCACGCGGGCGCCAGUCACGUUCACGCCUGUGAGUGGAACCCUGACGCAGUUGAAGCGUUACAGAAAAACCUUGUGGCAAACGGGGUGUCAGACCGCUGCACUGUUCACCAAGGAGACAACCGACAACUCCAGCUGUGUGGCAUUGCUGACCGAGUAAACCUGGGUCUCAUCCCGAGCUCCGAGGACGGCUGGCCUGUUGCUUGUCGACUGCUGAAGAAAACAACCGGUGGCAUUUUGCACAUUCACCAGAACAUCACCUCACCAUUACCGAACACGGCAGCCGUUCCAGCAAUCGAUGAUGCCACCCAGAGGGUUUCUGGGAAGACGCCUGACAGAGAGGUGUGGCGGUCCUGGGCCAAAGACACAGCAAACCACAUCACCUCUCUUUUAAAGGACGUCACCGGUGCACUGUGGAAGACAAACAUCCGGCACAUAGAACACGUGAAGUCAUACGCGCCUCAUAUCCACCAUAUUGUUCUGGACUUGGAGUGCAGACCAUCCUGACAGUAUGACAUUCAUCAUAUUAAUGUGCCACUUUACUCUAGAGGAAGAAAUAGAUAACAGUGUGGUCCAGAAGUUUCUAAUGCAAGCAAACACAACCCUAUCUGGUUUCUAUGUUUUUAUAAAGCUUUAUUUAUCCAGGGCAGGUUCACUGAACACGAA